CUGUAACUAUCGGAGGGGGAAGGGAAGCAGAGAUUGGAGGGAGUGAAACUGAGAAGCCCCCAAGAGGCCAACUUGACCUGGGCUUCUCUUGGGACGUCUGCCCCCUUGCUGGCCGGGCUCCAUCAUGUUAACAGUCCCGCUGCAGUAACCUUAGCUCUUUCUCUCGCAUUUCUUGGUGGUGGACUCCAGUAAAGCUGAUUACUCGGUGCACAAACCAGGAAAAACCCAAGUCACAAGGGCAGAUUCAUAAGCGGGCCCUGACACAGCCAAGCCACUGGCAGCGAACCUCCAUUUUGAAGUUGCUGUAGGCGCCAGUGCAAAGAACCUGUUGGGUGCAGGAAGGACACGCCCCCCCCCCCCUGACCCAGAAUCCCUUCCUCUCAGAUGGCACAGCGGAGCAAAUCCAGUGACAUCGCAGGGAAUCUGUGGAGGAAGGGAAAAAAGGGGGCUCACUGGCACCUUGUGCGCUGAUGACAGACUGAGACCGAUCCUCAGGGGCCUGGAGAGCAGAGCGGUGUGGACGGCGGUUUUAUCUGAAGCCCAGCAGCCUCUCGGGCUGCGUUCUUGCCCCGUCGGCCCGUCGGUUAUAAACGGGCGCUGGUGUUUCGCCGUCACCGCUCCGGAGCACCUGCGCCGAGACGUCAAUGGCUCGCCAUGCCGACGCCGGCUCUCUCACCUUCCUCCCCGGCGCUCCCUCCUCCUCCUCCUCCUCCUCCUCCUCCUCAGAGCUGACCGGCACAUGUUGAGGGAGUGCUCAGCGGCGUAAUCUAUCAAAAUCACUUUAUAGCUCUGCGGUCAGAGCGGAUCGACAGAGGCUGCGAGCGGGAGGCUGAGGAAACGCAGAGUGACACGCUCCCCCCCCCUCCCCCCCCCCUGCCCGGGACACUAUGCGCUCCCACGCGCCGGUGCGUGGGAUGGACUGGGCUAACGAAGGCGGGCUUUAGGAGGCAGCAGCAGCGAUCGCCGGCCCGGGCCAUGGAAGGGGACACCGCCAUCGAGGCGCACCCAGCGGGUUUGAACGGCUUAUCCCAGGAAGGCGUACUACUGGAAGACCGAACCAACGGCCACUCCAAUCACAAACACGGACUUAAUGGCUUGACCCUGGAGGGCCACAAAGACCACGUCAACGGCAACUCGCUGCUCAAGUCUCUCCCGAUUUCGGCUUUGAAGCAGAAUGGCUUGUUGCAGUCUCUCACGGCUGGAGAAGAGCCACAGAAGACCGAGGAGGAGAGCGCGGAGGUGCAGGAGGCACGGGAGCAGUGGGAGGCCCUGGAGAGCAUCCAACCAGUUCUACCUGAGGACUCCGCUCCCACCCCUCUCAUCUCCUUCAAUGAGGCUCUGCAGCACUUCCAGACCACAGACCUCUCCGAGCUGCUGAGGGACAUCCAGCCCACCCUGCGUCGCUCUGGCCUGGCCGCCAUCACACACUUCCUGUUCGGCCCACCACGGCUGCACCGCGAGCUGACGGAGGAGAGGGACCUGGUGUUCGCCAUCGCCCGCUGCUCCCUGGACAACGGCCAGAAGGUCCACACUCGAGUGCUGCAGACCAUCUACAAGAGGCUGACGGGCAGCCGGGCCGACUGCCCUCGCUACGGCCCGCACUGGGAGACCGUGGGCUUCCAGGGCACCGACCCGGCCACUGACCUGAGGGGAACGGGUUUCCUGGGCCUGAUGCACACGCUGUAUCUGGUCAUGGACCCGGAGAUGCUGCCAUUGGCCAGAGACAUCUACAAGCUAUCCCAGCAUCCCACACAGAACUUCCCCUUCAGCGUGAUGUCAUUCAACAUCACCCGCAUCGCGCUCCACGCCCUCAGAGAGGAGGCCCUCACCAGGGAGUGUAACCGGAGGCAGCAGGUCGUGGGGGUGCUGAACGAGUUCUACGUGGCCAGUUUCCUGCACCUGUUCCAGGUGUGGAAGUCCCAGCAGAAGACCAUCAGCGACUCGGGCUUCGUGCUGAAAGAGCUGGAGACAUUUGCCAAAAAGAACCCCAAGCAGGUCCUGAGGCGCUUGGAGGCGUUCCAGAGAGAGAGGCGCGUGGGGGCCGGGGGAAGGCUUUCUCCGGACGCCCAGUCCUACUGCAACAUGUCCCCCCGCAACGGGGGGCCACGGGCGGGGCUGACGGCAGCAGCCCGGGCCAAGGAGAUGAAUUUCACCGGGGUGUGUGAGCUGCCCCCGGAGAUGGAGGGGGAAGCCAGGCUCAUAUAAGGGCAGGAAACCCGGCCCCAAGAACAACUUUGGCUCUCAGGGUGGGCAGUGGGCCCAAGCACUGAUCCAGGGUCAGGUAGCCACACGCUAACGUUAGUCGGUGCUUGGGGGCACUGCUCGUUAGCACUGACCCUGGGCCAGUCUGGCUCCAUCCCUCCUGCAGUGAACACGCUCCGUUCCGCAGCCCCUGGAGAACUCCCCGCAGGUCCGCAAGUGGGCCCCGCCCCGCCACCUCGCUGUCCAAUCAGACCCCGACCCACCACCGAGCUGUCCAAUCAGACCCCACCCACCAACCGAGCUGUCCAAUCAGACCCCACCCACCAACCGAGCUGUCCAAUCGCACGACACAGUCAAACCUUUCCUGUAAAAGCGUACGGCGGUCUCAGAGCGAGACAUGCGUGUGUUUCUCUGGUGUUGUCCGUGCGCAGGAAAAUGUGCAGGGUUAAUUCAACACCCACAGAGUACAUUUCAGUCCAAGGGACCAUUUGUGCUCUGUAAAAAACGGAUUUCAAAUUGAGCAUUUUACCGUGUACUCCCGUUAAAUUCAUAAUGCCUUUCCUUCUGCAGCCUGGAAUGAGAGAGGCCGAUAUUAUAACCGCUUUUUUCCCCCCUUAAUAUCUGUCAGCAAAUGAAACGUGCAGUAAAAGCCCCCAAAAAAACCGGCACAGAACACACGAUUUAUGUCAGAGAUUAAUGCCAAGAUUGUUCCUCCUCUAAGGGUUGGCGUGGGCCAAAUUAUGCCCCUGGGCCUUCGUGCCUAUUUCUGGCCCUGAUGCCCUGAUACUGGCUGUAGCUUUACCCGAGAGAACACGUGCAGUCCUCACAGCAACGCCACAGACCCUGGGAAGGGAAAUGAUUAUAAAACACAGGAAGAUCUUUAGCCCUUGUGUUGUCUUAAGGGUCUGAAAUUCCCGGCCACUCUGCUUUACAGCAGAGAGAACACCCUUAAUGAGCUUUUUUCAGCUUGAAAUUUGAUAACAAAGUUUGUGAUGAGUUGGCAGGUUGUUUCUUCAUGCAAAAUAGAUUUAAAAGUUUAAAAGUCAAUUAAGCUGCUUUAUUUUAGGGGUUUAGUGAAGGCGGCUCAUUUUUUUUACCCUUUGGACAAGGGGAGUGUACAGAAUGUUAAGACUACACAAGGGUUAAAUCACACGUGCACACAUGCACGCAUACACUCACACCAACGCGUGUGACUUUUACGAGAUGUACAGAACAAAGGCCAUGAUUCGUGUGAUGAGGCAGCUCACAUAUGGGGUCACAUGCUGGAGUACUGGAGUACUGUAGAAGUGUGAUUCGCUGGCUGUGGGGGGUUUGAGUAGACUGGGUUGUAGCUCUAUGGGUGUACUGGGUAACCGAGGGAGUCAUAAGCCUGCCCUCUAAAAAUCAGGAAAGUGGUGGUGUGCGUCUGGUACACGUGCAGGAAACUUAAAAAAACUCUGAGCAAGACUGUCUUUCGAACACACAGCGCCUCUAUUGGACGCAUGUUGAUAAACCAUCAAAACAAGGCCUCUCUUUUAUUUAGACAGAUUCAGCAGUAACGCUUUCCUUUAAAUCUGCCUUCCAGGCCCACGUAGGUCUAUAUAUUGGAUAUAAAACAGUCCCGACACAAUAGCAGAUGUACUCUGUCCACUAUGAGUCCAGGGUUUAGGUUUCUCACUGAGAUCAGCAGGGAAAAGGCACCGGUCCGUGUAGAGUCUCCCUUUUUCCCGGGCGUUUUUUCAGUGCCGCUUAAACAUGAUCAGAGCUCCCAGUUUUCUGGGGAUAUAUUUUUGAAUAAUUUAAAAACUAUUUUAGUCCUUCGCAAAAAGAAUACCUUUCACGAAAAAAUAAAUGGCACUUGAAGAUGUCACUUUAGUCUGAAUGCGGAUGGGGGUUAUUUUUCGUGGGCGUCUGUCGAGUCCCGGGUUUGUGCGAGAUCGUUACGGAGAGAGAGCGAAACGCAGGGGAGUCUAACCAAAAUCGACUGGCGCAGGAUCUCUCUAAAGUGCUAGCGUCCGUUGGCUUCUUCCCCUACCGUGGACAGUAUUUCCUACCGUCUGGACUGCCUAAGCUCUGGCGUGCACUGGCGUAACAUGAAUUCAGAAAUGUGAAAUUGACCUUUCUCCGUGCAUUUCAGUGACGAGAGUCUUCAUGCUGACGGGCGCACAGUGCACAGCGCGGGGGUAAGAGGGCGCGGGGGUGAGUUUAAACCUUCGGUGGAAAUGUGGAUCACCGUAAUGCUGGGUGCCUUCAGAGGCCUUGGGACGCUCCGAGGAGAAACGGGGAGACAGAUGCAUGCUGGGCGAGGGGAAAAUGGGUUAGCUUUGUACCGGUUUGUGUGCGUGUGUAUGAGAGAGAAAAUAAUCCAUAUAUUAGGCUAUUCUGUAUAUUGUUGCAGGUGAAGUUGUGGACCACAGUUGAGGUAUUUUGUUGCUAGAUUCCGGUACUCCUGUGAACUCACAGCAGGAUCGAUACUUCAGCCCUUUCUCAGUAGCAUGUCGGGUAGCACUAGAAUUGUAGCAUCUGAUAUUGUUGAUGUUUUCUUCCCUUGUGAAGCUUGUUAUAUGAUUGAAAUGGUCGUGUCCACUCAGUUCCAGUCUUUAGUGUAAAUGUGGAGCUUGCAACUGAAAACAUUUUAACACAUUGUUUUAGUAGCUCAUCGGAGAGUAUGUAAGCUGGAUAGAUCACGUUGACCAUCAUUUUCUUCAGACUUAUCUUUGUUCGUUUUGUUUGUUGUGAAAGCAGGCCCCGAUCGGGAACGGACGGUAGUCGCAGAUUUUCUACGUUUAUUCUUUAAUCUUUAAUUCUCGAAUCGGAUGGUUUCACUGGUGUUGACCAGAACGGCUCGCUGAGUUAGCCAUCUGGUUUCUGCGUUGGGCCUACAAUCGGGAGGUCUCUGUAGGUGUACCACACUGCCCUGCUUGCAGUGCAUAGCCAAUAGUUUACAGUACCAUAAACACCUUGGAGCAGUUAGACCUCUGUUGACAUAGCUGUUACCACCUCCCUAGAUAAUGCAAGUUUUAUUUGGGACGAAGAGUUUUAUUUACAUUUACCAAGGGGAUAGUCAAAAGGAAAAUUAUUAAUCAGAUGGUAGUCAGCUCUAUUUUUUCUCAGAUAGCUGUGGAUGUUUUCAUUGCCCUAGUGUGGAAUGUUUCCAGUGCCUAGGAAUGUUGUCGGGGGCAAGUUGCUGUUGUCUUCUCUGUGUUGUGUUGUAGCUCGCCUGCAUGGAGGAGAGAGCUGCCAAAAAAAUGCAGAGGUCCUCUGGGCUUCUAUUUUCGAUUACAAGACGUGAGGGAAGUUUGGUUUUAAGUUUUCUCCCCCACCCGCCUGGUUUUGUGAAAUUAGUGAAUGCGUCUAUCUACUUCCCCCCCAGUUCAGCCCAAACAAUUGUAUACGUAUAUAUGAUUUUAUUUUCUUUCCAGAGAAGACUUGGCUUAAUUGAAAUGAUGUGGAGGUUUGUACAUAGAGAAUAAAUAUUGAUUGUAACAGUAUGAUUAUUACCUGGGCAUUAUAUUGAAGUAAAUUGCUUACCUCAGACUUAAGCCAAAUCCGUCUCUCUGCAUCUUAGUAUUUGUUGAGACAUCAGUGAUUGGAUCAAUAAUCGACUAUUUUCACUGAAGAUGUAGCACAAACUGUAUCUUAUCUCCCUUACUCAUAUAUUUAACCUGGAAAUGUAAUGUGUAUUCUACACAAUAUUUUAGAGGGAAAUGGUAAAGAAGUCACAUGUACAAGUCACAGUGUAAACAUUAUACAGGCCUGCACGCUCAGACAGACAUAGCUAUAAAUCUGCUUAAUUGGCGCCUUGCUUAAGGGACUUUAUUACAAUCUUAGCAAAUAAAACAUAGAACAAAAUCAAAUAAAGUACGCUGUUUUUGUUGUGGCAGAGUGCGUUCGCUUUAUGUAGUUAAUUCUCUUUUUUUUUUUUUACAAGGAUGAGAAUGUCUCGAAAAAACAAUCCCCCUCGGGGUUCUAAACUUUAAUGGCACGAUAAUUCGAUUUUCUUGACUGAAAAAGAACGUCUGUGCCUGAGUGGAGAUGUGUGUGUGUUGCAACUGCAAAAACCAGAGAAUGUGGACUAAAUCUUCUGUACCUCUGCCUUCUCUCAGAGGGCACAUGGGGAAAGAAGGGCCACAAGUACCAGAUAAGUUAGUCUGGUAUCUGAAGAGAGUGGCUUUCUGAAUUUCCUGCUGGCUGAAUUAAAGGGUAUCGCCACUAUAUAUUUUAAGGUUUAAUAUGUUACUCCUUACCAUUUCUAAAUUUGCAUAUUGCACUGUUGCUUACUCAUGAAAAACUUAAACAACACUUGUGUGCUUAUGUUCUUGAAGUGUGUAAAGACAGACUCCAUACCCUGGCCUGUAGAUGACAAACAACAGGACACUGGCUUGUCUAUUUUUAACAUUGUGCUAACGGGCAGAAGCAACUUGAUCAGUGCAUUUUAGGUGCUGCAGGGGUCUAGAGACCAAGUGAGAUUGAGUACACUUGGUCUCAGAAAACCAAAAAAAAAAAAAAAAAAGACGAUUAUAUUGAUGUUUCUAAUGACAAUAAAGGGCUUGAAUGUUUAGGACAGUCGCCUGUCCUUGCUCUAAAGAAUCUCUUUGUGAAACGCAAACAAGCCGGCAGGAGUUGCAGGAGUUUAAAAUCCUGAGCCCUUUCUGUUACUCGUGUUAGAGAAGGCUGCCCCUUGCAAAUAUCAAGGCUGACAGUGUUCAGUGUUGUGAUGCUCCUUCCGUGUAAUGGUCGUAGCAGACGCCACACUGAGAUCUGCUAGGGAAUAACAUAUAAACUUAUUUUUGGUGAAGAUGCCCUUUAAAACAAAAACAAAUCUCCCCCCACCCCCCCCCCCAGUUUAUUGCUCUUUAUUUGAAACUGUUUAAUCAUUUAUCGUUUCUGUUGUUCCCCCCCCCCCCAGAGCUCUUUAUGUAUGCGGAUUGUAGAAACCCUAUUUUAUAAUGAAAGUUAUUCCAGAAUAUAUACGGUUGUACAGUAAUGUAUUGUAUGGAGAAACAUUAAU
Conger conger (European conger) is the source of this 7192-nucleotide messenger RNA. It is a transcript of the gene elmod3, whose product is annotated as ELMO/CED-12 domain containing 3. The transcript has 13 exons. The record is from RefSeq and is a predicted model, not a curated record. Bases 976 to 2205 code for a protein of 409 amino acids. Lineage: Eukaryota; Metazoa; Chordata; Actinopteri; Anguilliformes; Congridae.